AUGCCUCGUCAAAACUUGUCUCCACGGACUUCUCCCUUGAUUCCGACAAACUCCAACGAAGACCUGGCCACACCGUCACGUCACGCUAAUAUCAACUCCGUACAGAGCUUAGAGAUUGCUAAACUAGAGAAAAGGGUCAAGGAGCUCCAAGCCAACGAGGCUGGCCUGAAAUGGGGCCGUGAUCAGCUCUUUCAAGAACUCAAAAUCUGUAAGAGUGAUCUCGCCAAGGAAAAGCAAGAAGCACGUAGAUUCGCCGGUAAACUGAGCAAGGAAUGCCGGAAUGUCAAAGCUCUUGGUGAAGAGUUGGUCACCUUGCGACAAGAUGCUGAGCGGAAGGCGCGCGAAAUCGACAUAAAGCUGGAUCGUGAAAAGAAGAAGCAAAUCAAGGAGCAAAAGGACACUCAGAAGGCUGUCGCGGACUUACAAUCUCAACUAAACGUCAAACUGUCUAAGACCGAGGAGCUAGAAGGUCAAUCGCAGGUGAAGAAGCUUGACACUAUUCAGGCCGGGGUCGACGCCACCCGAAAUACUGUUCAUCGCCCACCAUCAAGUUCUCUUGCUUGUGAGCUCUACACCGAUGAGCCAAGCCCCGUCCGAACUACACUUCUCCCUCAACUUCAUGACACUAUCAAAUAUCUUCAAAAGGAAAAUGUCCGCUUUCAGAAUAUGCAUCAUGAGGAUGGGUGUGAAGAGUACCAGAGUCGCAUCUUCCAGCAAAUGGGAGACGCUAAAGAUCUACAGGCUGCUGCCGAAGCAGAAACGGAAGGUCUGCGCCAUCUUGCAAAAGCUAAUGCUGAUCUCAUGGAUGGUCAUGUCAUUGAUGUGAAAUGUAUCAAGGAACUGAUCCAGGAGAAGGAUCAUUACCGUAUUAAAGCUAAGGAACAUGUGCAGACUUCCGGCGAGUUGCGUAUAGAACAGCACCUUGCUUCUGGACUGGCCGAAGAAAGCGGUGCCGCUAGUUUGUCCCCCCAGCCGUUGGGCUUCUCUCCCCUGGCGUAUAUCUACACAGCUCCUAUCGCUCCCGAAGUCAACAAAGCGGAGACUUUUGAGUACAUGCAACUUUUACGCACCGCAGAGCUGGAGGUCGAAUUGCUGACUUCACGGAAAGACAGCCUCUUGUUUGAGCAUGCCCAGAUGAAGACUCAGGAGCAACCCUCGAAAUCCUCCCUCGAAUUUUCAGCAAUCGUUUGUUUGGAGUCAGAGCCCCAACUAGCUUCAUCAAGCAAGAGUUCGCUGACUUUCUCUGGUCUGCAAGCCAUAUCGACAAUACCGCGGACACCCAUUCAUGAACUCACUCCAUCAACCAAUCCUGCCUUGCUGUCUCACCUCGAAGACCUCGGUCAGUCCAUCAUGGGUCUAAGUACUGCCCCACCUAUCAAACUGCAGCCCACAUCCCUUCUCCCCCACGUGGCCUUGGUAACCAAUAUCCAACCUACCGAAAAGCGCAACUACUCUUUACUGCAACGUGUUCAGAGCGCGAUCUCUGUGACGUCGUCUCUCGAUAUCCACGGCCCCAAAGAGGUUGUCAAGCAAUUUGUAGCUAGUAUGCAUGACGUUGAGACGGAUCAUGCGGAGAAGAGCAAACUCGUUUACCAGCUGGAGAAGGCCUCCAAGCAGCAUCGCGCAGAUAUAGAGGCUCUGGAAACGCAGCUUCGGGAUAAGACAAAAUGCUCAAAUCCUACACAUCGCAUACUGGCCGAGGAGCUUGAGGCUAAGAACGUACAAUUCGCUAUGCAGGAGCGGCUUUUGGCCGAUUGGGGUAAACGGAACCUCUAA
Molecule: messenger RNA, 1776 nt
Organism: Alternaria atra
Lineage: Eukaryota; Fungi; Ascomycota; Dothideomycetes; Pleosporales; Pleosporaceae
Exons: 1
Coding region: 1-1776 (591 amino acids)
Source: RefSeq, a predicted model, not a curated record